UCUCUUCCUUUUGCCAGGUAUGGAUUCAUUCAUGACAAACGAUUACCGCAGAAGCACGAUCCACACGAGACCAAAUCGAACGAGGUGGAAAUGGAGCGCGUCAAAAAGUGGAUGAAAAUGGUCUACAAAAACAAAACGCCAAUUUUCCAGCAACCGAAACUCCACAAACGGGUCUACAAGGGCAUUCCGGAUAGCUUACGGUCUCGGGUGUGGGGCCAGUUGCUGAAUCUGGAUCAAGUCAUGGCGGACGCCAAGAACCGUAACAAGUACCAAGAAAUGCUAACGCUUGCCCGAACCUGGAGCACCGAGGCCAGACAAAUCGACUCGGACGUCAACCGGCAGUUCCGAGAGCACGUCUUCUAUCGGGAACGGUACAGCAUCAAGCAGAAGAGUCUCUUCAACGUGCUGGUGGCGUACAGUAUGUACAAUACGGAGGUUGGAUACUGCCAAGGAAUGUCCGGACUUGCGGGGGUAUUACUUAUGUACAUGGACGAAGAAGAGGCAUUCUGGGCGUUGAGCAUACUGUUGGCGGAUAGGAAGUAUGCUAUGCAUGGUCUUUUCAUAGAGGGCUUCCCCAAACUGACACGCUUUCUUGCGCACCAUGACAAAAUCAUAGCCAAAUUUAUACCAAAGCUGAAAAAACACUUUGACCAGUACAAUCUGGACUCAAUACUCUACUCGUUGAAAUGGUUCUUUGUUGUGUUUAUCGAAAGGAUACCGUUCAGCCUAUGUUUACGCGUUUGGGAUGUGUACCUUCUGGACGGGGAGAAAGUUGUUACUGCCAUGGCUUACACCAUAUUACGUUUGCAUAAAUCUAAGAUUUUGAAGCUCAAAGACAUGGAUUUAAUAGUGCAAUAUAUACAGACUAAGCUGCACACCGAUUUCGGUUACGACGAUGACUUCGUUAUCCAAACGUUGGAAAAAUGCAUGGAUGAACUACGUAAAGCGAACUUGGAUCUACCGCCACCGGCCAGCGAGAUCGAGCUGCCAAAAAAGCAAUUCGGAGUGUUUGUGGAACCAACCGUGGAGGCUAAGAUUGGACGCCGUAAAAAGGAGUUUUCCGACACGGAGAAGGAAGUUACGGAGACUGUUAAGACAAAGCGUGAGAUUACUGCCCAAGAGAUUUCUACCCUUAACCAAGCCACUGCGAUAGGAAGUGGGUCCAACACUCCGCUAAAUACUGGUAACGUACCGGAGUCGGAAGACGGAGGCUCGUUACUGGGCAGCUCGAGGAAAUCGUUGGCCGACACAUCGGUUACAUCGACAGCCGAUUUGAGUGUCCUCUCCGGAGGCCAGAGUCAACGCUCCCACAAUGCUUUCGAGCUGACCUAUGAGGAUCACCCCAAGAUGAUCGAAAGCGCCGAGGAUUGUGAAGGAGAAAGUAGCCCUGGAUUACGGAAACGAGCGAUUAUUCUCUCGGCAAAACAGAAACCAACCGCCAAGGGUCCAACGUCUGCCAUCGGUUCAAUGAGUGUGGUAGCUCGCAGCCCGUCGGCUCAACCGACGCCCCGGGCAAUGUCUCCCCAGGACGUUGUGCGCAUUUACGUUCCGCCGGCCCCGCCGGAAGAGUUACAGAAGAACACCCCGUCCCAUUCGGCGUCCACCGGUACGGUCGUGUCAAAGAAGGAUUCCUUUGGCAAAAACACAAACCGGUACUCGAAUGGGUCCAAUUAUUCCGGUGGUGGUGCCGGAACACCGAUCGUGGUAAGUCGCUUGAGCAAUUACAACGAUGAGGAUGAGGAUGAUUCGAAAACUAGGCGGAAUAGCGAAAUCGAGUUGUACCAGCCUACGUAUAGCAGUGGUAGGUUCGAGUAUGGCAGUGACUACGGAACGACGUCGUCGAUUCAAAACUAUGGGGUCAAUGGAAGGUCUACGUCCAGUUCGCGACGUGGAAGCAUGUCGAGGAAGUCCCCUGCGCCCAUGCUGGAUGGGGAGUUCAUUAUUGAGUGUAGUCAUUUGAAAGGGAGGAAGUAUGUUCCGGAUCAUCAUACGAGUCAUAGUAGCUUGAAUCAGGGCGGUGGCGUUCGGAUAAGGAAUGGCUCAGAGAAUAACAUACAUAGGAUGACGUCGUUUGAGGAGCUGGCUAAGAAUAAGUAUCUUGGCGGUAGCAGUAGCAGUUUAUUGAAAAAUAUCAAUGACGAUUACAUCAUUCGACAAAUGGUGCGAGCGAAAGGGAACAGAAUGACCAAAAGCGAAAUUUACGAAACUGUCGAUAGCAGUGAAAGUGGAAGCAACGAUCGGUAUGAAAUGUAUGCAUCGAUUAACACACAAAAGAUUUCUAGAGGUCAUAAGAGCGAUUACAACAUACAGUAUAAGAAUCUCUCAACUAGAAACGUUGGCGAUAGUCAAGUCAUGGACUACAACAGCAUCGAGUAUAAGACAUUCAAAACUCGACAGAGUAGCAGAGAAAGCGGCAACGACAGCAGUCCAUUUGAUUAUGAUUUGUUGCCCGAUAACCGGGUCGAAAAUAACGUACUCCGAAAUUAUAAUAGAUUUUUCAACAAUGAAGAUGACGAUGAAGACAAGUUAUUGAACAAAUCCUCAGAUGAGUCUUCCACUAGUCCUCCGCCCAACAGGCAGGUGCAAUACGUUCAGAAUAACUCCUCCGCCUUCGUGAAUAGCCCCAGCAACGAAUCUGUUCCACUUUUAUCUCCGACCUCCGCUGGCCGUAAAACGUCCGUCCCAAGUCAGAACUCCUCCAUCCCAGUGAGCAGCAAUGCAAAACGCAACAAACACUCUACGGAAUCGUUCCGGUUGGAUCUGGCCUCUCCAUUGACGUCAUCCAACCGACGGAACACCAACGAAUCAACUUCCUCUACAGCCUCUUCGGCAUUCGCUGCAAGGCAACAUCAUCAGCAACAUCAAUCGUCCGGUUCUCGCAUUCCAGUUAUAAAGUCCCCAACAUCACCGCCAACUUCAAACCAAGGCUCGCUGAGGAAACCUCAAAAGUCGAGAAUUCCAACAUCACAACAGGCUUCGCUAACAUCACCCCUAUCGCCGACUGGUUCCACCAGCAGUCAUACGAACGGUCGCAACAUCGCCGGUAGUCGGAUACCAUCGUCCGCUGGUCCGUUUUCGCCCAUCCUUCCCGGACAAACGCAACGAUCCGGUAGCCAUCAGUACUACGACUCCAGUUUGGGACGCUCGCGCAUCGGAUCGUCCAGUUCAGCCCACCAAAUCCAGCAGCAGCAGCACCAGCAGCCAACCGAUUCGAACAAAAUACGAAUCAAGGUAAAUCAAUCGCAGUCCUACAGCUCCGGUUAGGGAAAAAAAGAAGCCACUGGAAGUGACUGUUGUCUUUUGAUUCGGUCACGAUAAUAAUAAGCCCGUAAUCUCUGAGAAACUUCUCUGUCUCUCUAUCUUUAUCUCUGUCUAUCAAUCUUACAUUCCAACUGUUAGUGAUUAGGGAUGAUUUUAAAUUGAUUUAGCUUUUUAUGUCGUUUUUUUACGUAGAAAUUCAGCGUUUGCAAGCAAAGCUUACUAAAUUUUCGCUUCGUUCAUCGAAUAACUGUUUUGUUAUAAACUAAACCCAUAUGAAUUAGAAAUUCGGAAAUUUUUUAAAGAAAACAUAUUAACAGACUAAAGCUAGAAGAUGUAUUUUUCCGAAGUAUUUCGAAUUCGAUGAAAGUUUGUUCUUUGUGUUUGUUUUCUAUAAUAAAUUGAGAGACCAGUGGGAGUGUUUUUUAAACUGCUGUGUCCCAGAAUUUAAUUCCUCCGAAAAUUGUAUUUGAAGAAGAAUACAUAGAUGUCAUUUGAAAGUGAAUUCUGUGAAAUGGUUGCCUGUGGAAUUAUUCGCGAAAGAAUUUAUUUUCAGGACUUGGAUACGUUAUUUCCAAAAAAUAUUGUUUGAAAAUUCAAAGUAUUUUCAAAUAGGUUCGCAAAUAAUUAGCCCCAACUACAAAACAAACUUUCGACAAAUUCGGAAAUGCCUUGGUUUAAUCUAUCCAAUGUCGAAAACAUCUAGCUAGCUGCUGCCUAGUUCAUAUUAACGUGCAUUUAUUUUGCUUUAGGAGCAAAACGGUAGCAAACAGAUUGUCGUUAGCAUUCGAAUUGAUCGUUAGGUUUGAAUCUAAUAACUCCACUAGUCCACUGACUGGGAGCCACUGCAACGCUAUACCUGAAGCAAUCUCUAAUAUAUCAGAUUUUAUCUGGUUAUGUUUGGGUCAUCCGACGACAUUAGUGUAGUAAGACAAAAAGCAUUCCGUAAAUUUAAACACCAAACAAACCUGUUCACGUCGUAAUUCGCGACUUGAAAUUGUUUCCACAAUGGUUGUUCAUUCUAGCAAGUUUCUCUGUAAUAAGUAGCAAUCAGCUAUCUCUACAAACUUCCGAACUUCUUUCGUUUGAUCUAUGUUUCCUGCAAACAUUAAAGCAAACAAAUUGACUGAAUCUCCUAACAAUAGUUUCCCAGCCGAUAAUUCUACGCAUGAUACAUUUUGAUGCAACAAUGAGCCCCUCUUCAUAUAUUGCGAGAUCUGUACAAAUUACGUUGUGCCAGUAUCCUCGAAUAUCGUUCAGAUGUUCGGCGUAGUGCUGCUUCCAGUUUUCAAUUCUCUUCGGCGGUCGGCGGAACCUCUAUCCUUUGUAUGUGGGUGAAGAGUGAAGUGAAAUGAGUGGGUGAGCUGAAGAGAAAGUAAUAGCAGAAGCUCUCAUCCACCCACAACAUCGAACAGCAUAUGUCGACUACGCAUAUGAUUAAACAGAUAAUAAGAUGUUACUUAAAUUGGUUGUUGUUCAGAAAUGUGUUAAGUUAGUUUUCGGCAGACAUAUCAAACGAUUCCCAGUUAUUCUAUCAGCCCUUCUUGACAAUAAUAUGUACCGUUCUGAGAAUAUAAAAAAAACAUGAUUCUGGAUAAUCAAGUCAGCAUGCUUUCAAGUAUAAUCGAAUCUCACUCAGUGUUGGGAAUACUCACUUGCAAGUGUUAUACUCACUUGCUUCUAUCUAAGCUCAGAAGCAUGAUAUCAAAAAACGGUGUAUGAAGGAUAUGUACAUUGUAGUUUUAUCUAAAAUUUUGCCUAAUUAAGUAAGAGUCGCACACACAUUCAUAAAAUUAGUGUAAUUUAUACUCACCUUGCACUCACGGCUUUGCCACGCUUUGGUAUGCGUGUGCGACCAUUACUUUAUUCGGCAAACUUUUAGAUAAAAUACAAUGUACAUGCCCUUCAAAUACUUCCGAACUGAAAUAGUGACAAGUGAGUAUAAUUUUAUGCAAGUGAGUAUUCCCAACACUUCUCACUUUUAGUGUCAUAAGAGUGCAAUUGCCGUGAUCGAUUUCUCCUAAUUGAUUUUCUUGUUGGGUAAUCACGGACGGAACAUUGAAUAAGCUUCCAAUUGAUUUUUAGUGUUUUCCUAUGCAAGAGGACACAAACAAAUGUCCACAAUUGGAGGAUUACGUGCAUCUGGAGCCGGCCUUCUGAUACAUGAUGCAGGAGGAUAAGGACUUCAACAACCUGAAACAACAAUAGCAACAGAAAACAUUUUCCCGAGGUUGAUUGAGAAGCAAACCGCAGAAAAUCGAUCAAGAUAAAUUGAUCCUCAUGACACUAAACGCGAGAAAUAGCAUAAAUCAAUACUCAAAUUAUUUUUGGAGUUACAAUUUCAUAGCUUAUUCUUCUGAAGAACAGAAUAAUGUAUGUAAUUGAAUUAUACAAACAAGGUUUUGUUGUUCUAAUACACCAAGUUUGGUUUUCAAAAGCAUACUGACCAGACAAAAGUUGCUCAUAAAAGCAUGAUUUCUUCAAUUUUCUAUAUUCCAAUUCUGUUAACCAGUAUUCACUUUCAUAGCCUACUAUCACUACAAUAACUGAUUGUUACAAACCAAAUAAAUACCUACUUAAAUUCCCGGAAGAAAUCACAGUGUAAUGUAAGAGGCCCAAUCUUAUGAAGUCGAUAAUUCCAAUGAAGUAAAAAAAAUACUACAACAACUGUUAUUGAACAACAAUGUGAUUUACGCUAUUCCAAUAAUAAACAACACACCAUACUAUAGGUACUAAUUGUUUCCGUUGAUCGACGUAUGAUUAAUAGCCUGGAAUAGAAACUAUCAAUCGCUAGUUGAGUUUGGUAUGUUACUCCGUGAUACGGUCAGUGAGGGGAUGUGACUCAUAUUUAAGAAUUUUGAGGAUUAGUUUACAAUUUUUACGCACUCCUCCAUUCUAGCCUUACAUCACAGCGAUCGGAAGUCACGUCCUUUGAGGCGAACCACUUCAACAUUCGAAAUGCAAAAACAUCAAAAAUGUAAGUUAUGUUCACUGCUUCUUUCCCGCGAAGAAUUGAAUGGCGAUAAAAUAUUGGAAAGCAAAACAUAUUUAUUAAAUUAUUUUCUACAAACUAUAUAUUGCAAACCAGAUGGAAAACAAAGAAAUUAUUUAUAUUUGAAAACGAAACUGUAGAAUUUUACAUUGAUUUGAAGGUAAUCAAAGCUAUAUAUUGUAUAUUGAUCGCGUAUUGUAAUCGGAUAAAAACGACGAGUGGGCACCGAGCCCACAACGUUUAGCUUGUCAUCGUAGAGAUCUGAAAAGUUUUAUUCUAUCAAAAAAAAAUGUAUUAACAUGUGUUAGCGCUGCGUACACACUUUUUUAAUAAAACAAAAUGCAAAAGUCA
This is a messenger RNA of Aedes albopictus (Asian tiger mosquito), 6601 nucleotides long. RefSeq lists its product as uncharacterized. The record is from RefSeq and is a predicted model, not a curated record. The transcript is spliced from 10 exons. Lineage: Eukaryota; Metazoa; Arthropoda; Insecta; Diptera; Culicidae. The annotation marks the transcript as partial.